ACGACUUUGUUAUUGUAGCUGCGACACGAUAUCGUAGUAUUCAAAUCAAAUUUCAUUCAAUCAACGUGCGAAUUUAUUAAUCAACUGAAUAUAACGUAAACGAAAAUAGAAAUUAAAAAAUAAUUAAAUAAAAACAACAGUGAAAAUGGUGAAUGCCGAAACAUUAACUGAUGUUCAAAAGAAAAUUUUUGAAGCGAUUCCAACUGGGGAUAUCGGUGAUUUGAAAACACUUUUAGCUCAAUUACAAGGAACAACCGAUUUUGUUGAUGAAAAUGGCAUGACACCAUUGCAGCAUGCAUGCUACAAAGGAAAUACGGAAUUAGUACAAACCCUUUUGGAUCAGGGAGCCGAUGUGAAUUCGAGUAAGCAUGGUGCAAAUUAUACAGCUUUACAUUUUGCAGCUCUGUCUGGAAAUGCCGAGAUUUGUUUGAGACUGUUACAGGUCGGUGCGAAUCCAAGUGCACAAAAUUCUGUGAAUCGUACACCAGCUCAAAUGGCUGCAUUUGUUGGUAAUCAUGCUGUUGUUGCAUGCAUCAAUAACUACAUACCAAAAUCGGAAAUUGAAUAUUUCACAAAGAUUCGAGGUCAACAAACUGAACCAAUAUUACCAGUUAUAUUGUUGGAUUCAAUACAUAAGUUUAUCAUACAGAGUAAUGUGCAUCCAGUUCGAAUUGCGCUUAAUAUACAGAAAUUUGGCACAUUGUCGGAACAUUUAAAAAUCGUUAAAAAAGUGCUUGAACUUUUGACCGAGCGUGAAGUACAGAAACGAAAUGAAAUUAACGAAAUCAUGGCAUUUAAGUAUCACUAUUUGGGUUACAUUGUGGGCGAGAUCAUAAAAUGCCGUGAAUAUUUCCAGUCACGGAAGGAAUCACAAGAUGGUACUGUUACAGCCACCGAUGCCAGUAAAUCGGAUUUUGUCGAAUUAUUUGCCAAGCGGGUAUUAAAGGAGAAUAAACUAGGUCAAUUGGAAUACAUUGAGUCAACUGUACGCGAAUGCGUACGAGAAUUUCCAUUUAGAGAAUCAACGGUUUUCAAACAAGUACUAGUUCAAUUGACUAGCAAAGAUGCUCUACCAGCAUUGGAUGUUAUAAGAGGUUCGAUCAAUGGACAAAGAGGAUUUGUGGAUGACAUCACUUAUUGCAGCACAUGUGGCGAAGAAAAGCCUGAUAAGAAAUGUUCAAAAUGUAAGCAGGUGCAAUAUUGUGACCGUGAGUGUCAACGCCUCCAUUGGUUUGCACAUAAAAAAGUCUGUGCACGUCCGUUAUCAACUCGAAACACUAGUGGCGAAUCCAAACCAGAAAUUGAUUCGGCUGAAAUCAGUGAACAAUUGCAAAACCUCAUCACGCGUUAGUGUUUCCAAACAAAAAUACAAACAAAACAGCGAUUUCACUUAUCGUUUUUUUAAAACAAUUCUCUUAAUCGUGUUUUAAACAUAAAAUUUAUGUAUAUUGUAACUUGAAAUUUCUAGAGACACAAAUUUUACAAUCAUUGGUUUACUUUUUACACUGUCUUUGGUAGAAUAUGUAAAACAAAUGAACCCAAAAAUAUUUAAAAACAAAAAAAAAAGACGAAAGAAUAAAGUUUCGAAAUCAUAUUGAUCCUUUUGAAU
Contarinia nasturtii (swede midge) is the source of this 1609-nucleotide messenger RNA. Its product is annotated as ankyrin repeat and MYND domain-containing protein 2. The coding region runs from base 146 to 1351 and encodes 401 amino acids. Lineage: Eukaryota; Metazoa; Arthropoda; Insecta; Diptera; Cecidomyiidae. The transcript is spliced from 4 exons. Gene Ontology annotation, molecular function: protein binding. The record is from RefSeq and is a predicted model, not a curated record.